AUGGGUGGAAUCGGAAAGACCACCCUUGCCCAGCUUCUAUACAACGAUGUCAGAGUUAAAGAGCAUUUUGACCUCCACGCAUGGGCAUGUGUUUCGGAAGAAUUUGAUGUCCUUAGGAUCUAUCAACAGAUUUAUGAGUCACUCACUUCAGAUGCUUGCCAAAUCCUUACUCUGAAUCUGCUUCAGUCAAAGUUGAAGGAAGCUUUGGUGGGAAAAAAGUUUUUAGUUGUUCUCGAUGACAUCUGGAACAAGAAUUAUAAUCGGUGGGAUUUCUUAAGGCUUCCCUUUAAAUUUGGAGCACAUGGAAGUAAGAUUAUUGUCACAACACGCAAUGAGGAUGUUGCAAGUAUGAUGGGUACUCUUUCACCUCAACCUGACUAUCUAAUGCCAAUAUCUGAGGAAGAAAGCUGGUUGUUAUUUGAAAAACAUGCCUUCAAAAGUAGAGGAGUUACUGGACACUCGCAGCUUGAAGAAAUAGGAAGACAAAUUGUAAGAAAGUGCAAUGGUCUUCCUUUGGCCAUUAAAUCCCUUGGGGGUCUCUUAUGUUCUAAACUAUUUUCCGAGGAAUGGGAAAGCAUAUUGGACAGUGACAUGUGGGUAUUGACACAGGAGGAGACUGACAUUCUGCCAUCUCUUUGGUUGAGCUAUCUGUAUUUGCCUCCACAUCUCAAGCUUUGUUUUAGCUACUGUGCGAUAUUUCCCAAGAGUUAUCGACUUCAAAAAUUAGAGCUGGUUUUAUUGUGGAAGGCCCAGGGUCUCUUGCAACCCAAAAAGAACAAAAUGAUAGAAGAAGUUGGGGAAGAGUACUUUAAUGAUCUAAUCUCAAGGUCAUUUUUCCAACGGUCAUCAAGUUCUGCACACUUCAUCAUGCAUGACCUUAUUUAUGAUUUAGCAAAUUUUGUAUCUGGAGAAUUUUCUGUUAGGUGGGAGAAUAGUGAAUCACCCAACAUUUUGAGGAAGACUCGUCAUUUCUCAUAUAUGGAGAAACAUGGUGAUAGCUUUGCAAAACUUGAGGCUAUAAGUCAAGCUAAAUAUUUGCGCACUCUUCUACCUGUACCUGAAUAUGCAUGCUAUCUGGGGACAUUCAAUAAAGAGAAAUUCCAAGAAGUACUAUUUGAGGUAUUGCCAAAACUACAAUGUUUAAGAGUGUUGAAUUUAUCAUUGUAUGAUAUUAAGGAAUUGCCUGAUUCGAUUAACAACAUGAAACAUCUAAGGCACUUGGACAUGUCUGAAACUCCCAUUAGAAAGUUACCUGAUACAAUUUGUACUCUGUAUAAUUUGCAAGCAAUAUUGUUGCGCAAGUGUCGAAUUCUUACUGAACUGCCAGACAACUUGGGAAGAUUGAUCAAUUUGAGCCAUCUGGAUAUUACACAGACAAAGUUAAAAAAGAUGCCACCACAAAUGGGUAAGUUGAAAGACCUCCAGAUGCUACCAGAGUUUGUGCUAGACGAACACACUGGGGAUAAUUUGGCGGAGUUAAAGAAGCUUGAAAAAUUGCGUGGAACACUUCGUAUCUCAGGGCUUGUGCAUAGCAGCGGUUUGGAGGCCUACAUGCUGAGGGACAAGACGUAUCUUAAGGAACUGGUUUUGGAUUGGAGAGGAAGGGAUUCAAGUGAAGAAGGCAAUAAUACUGUAGAAGAAAGAGAAGUGCUUGAGAAGCUCCAACCUCACCUGAACCUGGGGAGGCUUACAAUUAAAGGUUAUGGAGGCGAAAUGUUUCCAGGUUGGUCAGGAUAUUAUUCUUCCUCUGCUCUUGUUUAUCUUAUACUUGAAAAUUGUGUGAACUGUAUCUCCUUGCCACCAUUGGGACAGCUACCUUCCCUCAGAGAGCUUGAUAUUUCUGGGUUACAUGGAGUGGUGUCCAUAGGUUCUGAAUUCUAUUAUGGUGACGGCAAUACUACUACUCGUGUCAAUAAACCAUUUAGAUCUCUACAGUAUUUACAAUUCUACAAUAUGAGUGGGUGGCAAGAAUGGUCUUAUGUUGGAGGUGACAAUAAUGAAGGUGGGGUUUUUCCUAAUCUUUUUCAACUUGAAAAUUCGAAUGUUUUCCGGAAGAUGGAUUCCCGUCAAAGUUGA
Rosa chinensis is the source of this 2076-nucleotide messenger RNA. Its product is annotated as putative disease resistance RPP13-like protein 1. The coding region runs from base 1 to 2076 and encodes 691 amino acids. Gene Ontology annotation, molecular function: ADP binding. Lineage: Eukaryota; Viridiplantae; Streptophyta; Magnoliopsida; Rosales; Rosaceae. The transcript has 2 exons. Gene Ontology annotation, biological process: defense response to other organism. The record is from RefSeq and is a predicted model, not a curated record.